GCACGGUGGAACAACUAUUGAAGUAUUGAACUCAACUGUCUGUUUACUCCAAAAUCUUGUUUUUUUAAUCAAUAAAAAAAUCCUAAAAUGGGUAAAAAAGGGAGAGGAAAGCAGGGGGACCUCGGAAAAGCCCUCCUCCGAGAUCGUUUCGGAGUAAAUAGAUCGAAACGUGGUGCUAAAGAAGGUUCACUGCUUCACACAUCAGACAUGAACGACGGUUACCAGUGGGAUCGGCUCAACCUCUCGUCAGUAACGGAGGAGAGUUCCUUCCAGGAGUUCCUCUCGACAGCGCAGCUAGCAGGGACCGAGUUCCACGCUGAAAAGCUCAACAUAAAAUACGUGAAUCCCCAGAGUGAAAUAGGAAUUCUGUCAGAAUCCGAGCGAUCAGCUCUGCUGGAGGUCCACAAGAGCAACCAGUCCCUGUUGAAGAUCCCCAGGAGGCCGAGGUGGAACGCCCAGACGAGUGCCCACGAGCUCCAGACGAGGGAAAAAGAGGACUUCCUGGAGUGGAGGAGACAAUUAGCUCUUCUCCAAGAGGCCCAGGAGCUCACGAUGACCCCUUACGAGAAGAACCUGGAGUUCUGGAGGCAGCUCUGGAGGGUCGUAGAGAGGAGUGACAUUGUCGUGCAGAUCGUCGACGCGAGGAACCCCCUUUUAUUUCGGUGUGAGGACCUGGAGAAGUACGUGAAGGAAAUCGAUGAGGAUAAGAGGAACAUCAUUCUCGUGAACAAGGCGGACUUCUUAACGCUGGAGCAACGACAGGUCUGGGCUGACUAUUUCACUGACGUAGGGGUGAGGAUCGCGUUUUUCUCGGCCACCGAAGCCGCUGAGUCGAUAAAAUCCCAACUGCCUCCUGGGGAAUUGGUUAAAAAUAGGAAGAGAAGGAGCUCGAGGAUCUCCGAGGGUCUCGGUGAAGACGUUGAUGACGAAGAGGAUGAUGAGGAGGGUGAAGACGAUGAAGAUGAUGAUGAAGAGUCCUCUUAUUGCUCUGAUUUUGCCUCCAGCAGCGAGUACGAGAGUGCAACUGAGGAUUUGUCAGACAGAAAGCCCCAGGAAGAUGGGGAGAAAGGAGACGACGAUGGGGGGUCGAUGAUUCUAGAGAGGAAUUCCCCAGAGCUUUUGUGUCGAGACAGGCUCAUAGAGUUUUUUAAAGCCAUAGGGAAGGGGAUGAAGAAGUACACUGAGGGGGUGACCACUGUGGGACUGGUGGGCUACCCAAACGUUGGCAAGAGCAGCACGAUAAAUGCCAUUCUGAUGGACAAAAAGGUGUCGGUGUCAGCGACUCCUGGCAAGACCAAGCACUUUCAGACUUUGUUUGUGGAUAAGGAACUGCUGUUGUGUGAUUGUCCUGGACUGGUGAUGCCCAGUUUCGUGUGCACCAAGGCGGAGAUGGUGCUGAAUGGAAUCCUGCCGAUUGAUCAGCUGAGGGACCAUGUGCCCUCUGUCACCCUGCUGGCGAGGCUGAUCCCCAGGCAUGUCCUGGAGGACACUUAUGGCAUCAUGAUUCCUAAACCCAUUGAUGGGGAGGACCCCGAGAGGGCACCCACCGCUGAGGAGUUGUUGAAUACUUAUGGAUAUAAUCGAGGAUUCAUGACCCAAAAUGGACAGCCCGACAACCCCAGAUCAGCUCGUUACGUUCUCAAAGACUUUGUGAAUGGAAAGCUCCUGUACCCGGUGGCCCCACCAACAAUAAAUCAAGGGGAUUUCCACACAUUCCCCCCACGACGCAAGUCCAUCUCCGAGACGAGAGUCCUCCCCCCGAGGCAAAUUCGGGCUAGUCGAGGGGUCACAGUAACCAAUGAAGACCUGGACCGAAAUUUCUUCCAAGCGAACAACAGUGGAGUUCACGUGAAAGGGCUCCCUGGAUCAGCCAAGAUAAACCCUGAGAAUCUUGGGGCCAAGCCUUGGAAGAAGAUGAACAAGCAUGGGAACAAGAAGAAACGAGAGAAGACAAGAAGACUCUUCGCACAUCUGGAUCAGCACUAGAAUAAUUCCAAAUGUUGAUUAGUGGAUAUAAAUAUUUCUCUUUUGUACUCUAAUGUAUAUAUGGCUGAAUAGUCAAGCCCUUUUCACUCUCUCACGGUUUUUUAAUCCCAUGAGAAAGAAUUUCGCAAUAAAGAAAAUCAACUAGA
Messenger RNA from Diachasma alloeum, 2132 nucleotides. It is a transcript of the gene Ns3, whose product is annotated as large subunit GTPase 1 homolog. Gene Ontology annotation, cellular component: cytosol. NCBI's taxonomy places the organism in Eukaryota, Metazoa, Arthropoda, Insecta, Hymenoptera, Braconidae. The record is from RefSeq and is a predicted model, not a curated record. Gene Ontology annotation, biological process: ribosomal subunit export from nucleus. Bases 88 to 1986 code for a protein of 632 amino acids. Gene Ontology annotation, molecular function: GTPase activity; GTP binding. The transcript is spliced from 3 exons.